Hemiscyllium ocellatum (epaulette shark) is the source of this 1624-nucleotide messenger RNA. Its product is annotated as ADP-ribose glycohydrolase OARD1-like. Bases 393 to 902 code for a protein of 169 amino acids. The transcript has 6 exons. Gene Ontology annotation, biological process: peptidyl-glutamate ADP-deribosylation. NCBI's taxonomy places the organism in Eukaryota, Metazoa, Chordata, Chondrichthyes, Orectolobiformes, Hemiscylliidae. The record is from RefSeq and is a predicted model, not a curated record.
AAUUGGAAAGUCCAUGUUCCACGUGUAAACUUUAAGUGUCUGUCUUUCCGCUAAACUGAGAUCAACAGUAGAGGCUACACAAGGAAACACAGGGGUUAUCAGGCUUUUCCAUUUCCCUUUUCAAUCUUGAUUUAAAAGAGAGAGAGAGGGAGGUGUUGCUGACUUUCAGAAGGAAAAAAAGUACAUGCAGAGCAAGGAAAUAUUACCGUGUACAGCCAUAAGCCUGUGACCUGGGUUUGGGAGCUUGCCUGUACCGGGGAGAGUCGGGCCGAGCCCAGGACGUGGCGACAGUGUGAGGGGGCACAGACUGCAGGCCGCCUCCUGCCGGAGUAGGCCCCGUUGUUAGGGUAACCGACCUCUUCAACCCUGGUGGAAAUACAAAAGGAACUGAAAUGGACAAACCACUAGAGGGAAGUAGUUUUGAGAUCCAUUAUGUGACUGGUGACCUGUUCAAAUGUCCUGAGGAGGAGACACUGGCGCAUUGCAUCAGUGAAGACAUUCGUAUGGGAGCAGGGAUAGCAGUAGUUUUCAAGCAGAAGUUUCAAUCUGUUGAAGAGCUGCUGAGUCAGAAAAAGAAAGUUGGGGAUGUGGCUGUGUUGAAGACAAAACAAAGAUAUGUCUACUAUUUGAUUACAAAAAAGGCAGCCUAUCAAAAGCCAACUUAUGAAAAUCUGCAGAGCAGCCUGGAAGCAAUGAAGAAACAUUGCCUGAAACAUGGAGUCUCGCGAAUCUCAAUGCCAAGGAUUGGAUGUGGACUGGACCAACUGAAGUGGGAGAGAGUUUCUAAAAUAAUUCAAGAGGUCUUUAAGGAUACUGAUAUCAUCAUCACUGUGUACUCUUUGGAAGCACCUGCUAAGUUUGCCACCUACACUAAACGAUUGUCUCUAUUUGAUAGUAAAUAGAAAGUGAAGCUGGGUGUUUUGAAUUAGUGCUUUCACACCUGUGGCUUUCAAAUAGUUAUUUCUGCCAAUCUGAGACUAUGUAGCUGAAUUCAUUUGUAAAUGAUUUAAUGCAUGGGGAAAAAUAUUGUAAAGGGUUGUUCUAACCUGCUAGGAAGUACAUCAGACAAAGAUAUCCAAUACUUGCUCUGGGAAAGGCCUACUGAACCUAUUGGACAUUGAGAAACUAAUGGUGGACCUUCUCCUGCAACAGUGAGGUUAAUCCAGUUCUCCUCACUGUAGGGGGAGGGGUGCUCAUCUGGUUAAGUGCCCCAUUUCCCAAAAUAGGGCAGUGAAUCCUCAAGGAUGCCUGUUUUUCAUCAGCCAGUUUGACCAAAAUCUCCAAGAAUUAUUUAUUUUCUAUGGAUCGGCAUUCACCCACUUCUAAUGCAGAUUGUUUAUCAAGUAGACAAAUCUUGCUUUAUAAAAAUAUAGUUGGCCAGCUCACUGUCCUUGGUGUCUAAACUUAUGAUUUCUCAUCACUUAAGAAUUUACAUUUUUAAAAUUUAAAUUCAAGUGCAGUGGAAACUGAGUUAACAAAACGUGCAGAGCAAUAUUUAAUGGCAUGCAGUUGCAAACGUAAUUCUGGAUGACUCAGGGAUACAAAAAUGUUCAUCAAACAUUAGUCUAUUUGUUCAGGAGCUAAUGUUUCUACACGGUAAUAAAGCAAUAAUACCAACAGUCAA